Messenger RNA from Aspergillus saccharolyticus JOP 1030-1, 222 nucleotides. RefSeq lists its product as uncharacterized. NCBI's taxonomy places the organism in Eukaryota, Fungi, Ascomycota, Eurotiomycetes, Eurotiales, Aspergillaceae. Bases 1 to 222 code for a protein of 73 amino acids. The transcript has 2 exons. The record is from RefSeq and is a predicted model, not a curated record.
AUGACUCGCCACGUCUCCUCUGAAUUUUACCUACAUAAACCUGUCAACGCUUCAACUCAGCUCACCUGUCGCUUCAGCUUCCUGUCACCGGAUUGGGACGCCAACGUACUCGAAUGUGGCGGCGCAGAUGGCGGCAUCCCGACGGGUCAGUUGACCUCCAAGGCUGGCUUCAGCAGUGAGGACUUCCACGCGAAGGUGACGGUGAUGCUGCUCCGGGCCUGA